UUGCUGAAAGAUCUCAAUCACGAGUUGGACGAGUUACGGAGAUAUCGGAGAGAAACGGAGAGUAUCCAUCCAGUUCGCAGCUCUAGUCUUCUGGAAUUGGAGCAGGAAAUCCGUAAAUUGCGCGAGGAAAACCAAAGUCUUCGAGAAACCCACGAAGAGCUUCAGUUUCAGUUACUUAAUAACAGCGUGUUAGAAGGUCGCAAUCUCCUCCAUCAAGAAACCAAGACGUUAGCGGAGGAGAUUGAAAACCUGUCCAAAGAUGAGGUCAUGGAAGCAUUACGAGAACAUCAAGAGGUGAAUUCAAAGCUGAGAAAUUAUAUUGACGGAAUUUUGUUAAAUAUUGUAGAAAAUUACCCUCAACUCCUAGAAGUCAAGUGAGUCAUCCAAAUGGAUGAGUUUAAAAGAAACGGUAACUUUUAAUAUGAUUAAAAAAAGACUAAACUAAUGGAAAAAAUCAAAUCAUCUGUCAUAUCCAUAGUAUGCAAGCGAGUGUCUAAUUUUCAGAACUGUGCAUGACAAACUUGUAUUGAUUAAGAGUUUUUGAUGAGCAGCGUAUAACUUGUUUAGUGAAAAUUGUAAACUCGAAUUAUAUAAGCAAUUACAAAGAAUGAUAAAUUGGUUUACAUUGAAAUUUGUGUAUUUAAUAAACCAGUUACAGUUGCCUGAGUAUUUAAACUUUUAAAGUAAUCACAACAGACGUGCUAAGAGAUUUUCCAAGUCACUUGUAGAGAAGCAUAAGCCAUUACCUUGUUCAUUACAAGUAAAUGAUUUUAAACCAACUUAGUCUAAUAACUACCAGUAUUUACUGAUUACAGAUUUAACUUCGUUACAUGCAGUGCCAUUUUAAAUGGCUUGUAUUUAUCGAUAUGACUGAUACGCCUUUAGAUUUAUCAGGUUUGUAGUGUCAGCUAUAUAAUAAUGUCUGAUGACAGAGAUGAUGUAAGAAUUUCACGGGAUCUAGAUCGGAUAUGUUUUACCGUCUAAAAAUGUACUUUACUGUCCAGAUCAUAUAUGUUUUACCGUCUGAAAAUGUACUUUACUGUCCAGAUCGGACAUGUUUUACCGUCUGAAAAUGUACUUUACUGUCCAGAUCGGACAUGUUUUACCGUCUGAAAAUGUACUUUACUGUCCAGAUCUGAUAUCUUUUACCGUCUGAAAAUGUACUUUACUGUCCAGAUCAUAUAUGUUUUACCGUCUGAAAAUGUACUUUACUGUCUAAUAAGUACAUAUUAAUAUGAAACUGUUUUUUUUUUGUACAAAUUAUAGUUCCAACUAUUUGAAUAUUAUGAUUGUCAAAAUAUUUUACCCAAACUAAAGAAUUAACUUUCUAGACGGACGUGGUAAUUCUAACUUCGGUGAUUCCUGCGAAUAAAAAUCAAUGAGCAGUUCUUCUAUAGCGAAAAUAAAAAAAUCAAUUAAAAUACUAGUCUAUUACUCAAUUUUUUAUCGAUUUUUCUCUACCUUUAAAAUUUUGCACGUUAAAAGAGUAACUGAACAAAUGGAACGUAAACAACCGUCAUGUAAACUGAAAACAAAACGCGUGUUUUUAUUUCAUAGAAGAAUUCUGAAAGUUAAUUCACGCGUUAAAAAAAUGUUUCUUACUUAAUAAACAAGAUGUAUUGAUUACGUUGUAAAAUAAUGAACAACUAACAGAAACUUGUUUUUUAACCAAGUCAGUUACUGGUUGUUAUUUGCUCCUUGAAAGUGUAAAUUGAAUUUUGGAGAAAUCAAAUUUGUUUUAGGAGUUGACAGCCAUUUUUGAUACUGUUAAAUAUAUACCUUUUCUUAUCAUGUUGUAUUUUACUUUGAGAAUCGAGAUGCUAAUCGUGACCUAAGCUUUGUCCCAAAACUUUCUUUAAAUAAACAGCAUUGUAGAAGAUAGUGAGUAUAUUUUGUUGUUUAUGCGACUAAACAAAGUGUUUAUAAGAUUUUAAAAUAUUUCUAAUUGCUAUUAUAUCUUCAGAGUUUUGACCAAGUUUCCCAUAGAAAGUUUGAAGUUUGAGAUUUAAAUAAUGGUUACGUGAUGUAAAAUAUCGUUAAGACUUAAAUUAAUAACCAUUCUAUGUUUUGUUUUAUUUAACUUUAGUUUUGUGCCUCGUUAUUUAUUUUAGAAUUUACUAGAUAAAGAAAACGUUGUUUUUAUACUUAUAGACUUUGGGUUAUUAAAAUGAAUAGAAUAAGAUAAAAUAGCUUGAGAUAAUGUUAUUUUUACCCUAAAGUUUCUUUAUUUCAUGUUGAAAAUAACCAUAGUUUUUAUUUGUGUAAUAAAAAAAAGAAUCUGUAGUGUAUGCUGUAAUAAACUUCGUUAUGUUUAAAUGCUUACAGUACCGCCAGGGGGUGGUUGUACAACUGACUAAAGGGCGUUGAAGAUGUAAUUUAGUCAUUCCUUUCUUUCAUACAGAUGGUGAAAACAAAAGUGUGAUAGAUGUACAAUAAAUAACACUUGCAGUUUUUGUGUUU
Limulus polyphemus (Atlantic horseshoe crab) is the source of this 2460-nucleotide messenger RNA. RefSeq names its product rab11 family-interacting protein 4B-like. NCBI's taxonomy places the organism in Eukaryota, Metazoa, Arthropoda, Merostomata, Xiphosura, Limulidae. The record is from RefSeq and is a predicted model, not a curated record. The transcript has 3 exons. The annotation marks the transcript as partial. Gene Ontology annotation, cellular component: midbody; recycling endosome membrane; cleavage furrow. Gene Ontology annotation, biological process: endocytic recycling; regulation of cytokinesis.